AUGGAGAAAAAGAUGGAGGAAUUGCUGGAGAAAUCCAACAGGUCUACAAGAAAGGCUACUAGCCUAAGAUAUGAUGACAUGUGCAUGCAUCCUAAUUUGGACUUGCCGGAGGGGUUCAAAAUCCCAAAAUUUGAGAUGUUCAAUGGGACAGAGAAUCCCCAAGCGCACCUCCGAUCCUACUGUGACCAAUUGGUCGGAGUAAAGGAACACGAACCUCUAAGCAUGCGACUAUUCAGUCAUAGUCUGACCGGAGAAGCUGCUGAAUGGUUCACGACUCAAGAUAUGCGUCAAUGGCAUACCUGGGAGGACAUGGCAAAAUCCUUCAUGGAAACAUUUCGCUUUAAUGUCAAAAUAUUAUCAGACCGCUAUUAUCUUGAAAAGGUCAAGCAUAAAUUAUCAAAAAAUUACAGGGAGUUUGCCAGCAGGGCCGAGGCAGCCUGUGUAGAACCACCAAUGUGUGAAGGAGAGUUGGUCUCUGUGUUCAUCAGAUCCCAGGUGCCUUAUUUCUACGAUAGAAUGUUGUCCAUGGCUGGAAAGCCAUUUGCUGAAUUGGUCAAAAUGGAAGAGGCUAUAGAAGAUGGUCUCAAAUCUGAGAAAAUAGUUAGUGUCUUUAACAAGGCAUCUGGACAAACUCCCAAUGUUAACACGAAUUCGUUACCUAAUAAUGGAAACAACGGAGUCCACAUGAUUGAGAGGAAUGAGGACUGGGAAGCUUGCAGAGCACUAAUCCCCAUAGCAGUAAAAUCCCUGGAACACACAAUGCCCUCUCUCACACUUCAAGAGCGUCUAAAUUUCAAGGUUCUAGUCCCAGUGCCAAGAGACACAAAAGUAACAUCGAGAUUUAGAACCUUGAUCCCAGCACCCGUGGUAGCACAGGCGACACAACAAAUUGCUCUGACGCCUAAAAGCCAAUCACUGUACAAGUACCCAUGGCUCAAGGAAUGA
This is a messenger RNA of Lycium barbarum (goji berry), 945 nucleotides long. RefSeq lists its product as uncharacterized. The coding region runs from base 1 to 945 and encodes 314 amino acids. The record is from RefSeq and is a predicted model, not a curated record. NCBI's taxonomy places the organism in Eukaryota, Viridiplantae, Streptophyta, Magnoliopsida, Solanales, Solanaceae. The transcript has 2 exons.